Drosophila willistoni is the source of this 1504-nucleotide messenger RNA. RefSeq names its product pepsin-2B. The record is from RefSeq and is a predicted model, not a curated record. Gene Ontology annotation, molecular function: aspartic-type endopeptidase activity. The transcript has a single exon. Gene Ontology annotation, cellular component: lysosome. NCBI's taxonomy places the organism in Eukaryota, Metazoa, Arthropoda, Insecta, Diptera, Drosophilidae. Gene Ontology annotation, biological process: cell death; proteolysis. The coding region runs from base 83 to 1504 and encodes 473 amino acids.
UUUGAUAAAUUGGAUUUCUUCUAUAAAAUACUCCGGAUGAUAUUCCAAGCAAUUAGUAUUUAGCCAACUAUCCGCAUAUAGAAUGCGGUGCAGACUGCUCUUUGUCUGCCUUCUGGUUUGCCUGCUCGUCCUGCUGGUUGAGAGCAAGGGCAGGAAUAGACGGAAUUCACGUGCAUUGGCAGUAAGGGAGCAGAAAAGUGGAAACCAUGCAACUGCUCGAGGAAACAGAGCACGAGUUCGAGGGAACAGACUGAGAGCCAAACCGGGUAGAUCGCUAGCCAAAAAUAAGUCCAAAUCCCGUCGACGUAAGCUCAAUGCGGCCAAGAAAAAACGAAACGCUAAACGUUCCAAGGCAGCUAAGGCUGCAUCCAAGACCAAGAAAUUGUCGUCGGCCAGAAGUGGAGCGAAAUUUAUUCGCGUUCCUCUGGACUUCAAGUCGAACUUUGUGCGUACCACAGACAACUUGCGGGGUGAACGAGCAUUCCUGUCUGGCAAAUAUGGCAUUAGUUUUGCCACAACCUCUGGAACAGCCACUUUGACGAAUGUCAAGAAUAUGGAAUAUACCUGCAAGAUGACAAUUGGAACACCAGCUCAAAAAUUCACAGUGCUGCCCGAUACGGGAAGCUCGAAUAUCUGGGUGCCAGGUCUCAAUUGCAAGAGUAAGGCCUGCAAGAAUCACAAACGCUUCAAGCCGGCCAAAUCGAGCACCUUUGUAAAGAAUGGUAAAGCCUUCUCCAUUACCUAUGGAUCGGGCAGUGUUUCAGGAAGAUUGGGCCAGGAUACGGUAAGAGUGGCCGGAUUAGCUGUGGCCAAUCAGACAUUUGCCAUGACAACCAAGGAGCCGGGCAGCACAUUUGUUAGCGCCGACUUUGAUGGCAUUCUCGGUUUGGGUUAUCAAGCCAUUUCCGAGAAUAAUGUCCGGACAAUAUGGCAGAACAUGUGCUCACAGGAUGUCAUCAGCAGCUGCGUCUUUUCCGUUUGCAUGAAAGGUGGUGGCAGCUCGACACGUGGAGGUGAAUUAAUCUUUGGCAGCACCGAUACCAGCACAUACACGGGCAGCAACAGCUACACGUACACCCCGGUCACAGUGCAGGGCUACUGGCAAUUCAAACUACAGAGUGUCUCUAUAGGUAGCGAUGAAACCGCUGGCGAGAGUCAGGCGAUUUGCGAUACGGGAACAUCGUUGAUAGCAGCUCCUAAGAAGGCUUUCGCUGCGAUUAAUAAGAAAAUUGGUUGCCACACCACAACUAGUGGCGAAUGCUGGAUGAAGUGUUCGAAGAAGAUACCCGAUAUCACUUUCAAAAUUGGCGGCACAAAGUUCACAAUGGCUGGCAAUAAACUCAAGUUGAAGGUGAAAACUACAAAGGGCAAUACGGUGUGCAUCUCGGCUAUUACCUAUAUGGAGACCAGUUUCUGGAUAUUGGGUGAUGCCUUUAUCAGACAUUUCUGUGUGGUUUUCGAUGCAUCAAAGAAUCGCAUAGGUUUCGCCACUACAACAUCCUGA